This is a messenger RNA of Thermothielavioides terrestris NRRL 8126, 1413 nucleotides long. RefSeq lists its product as uncharacterized. Gene Ontology annotation, molecular function: SNAP receptor activity; SNARE binding. The record is from RefSeq and is a predicted model, not a curated record. The transcript has 3 exons. Gene Ontology annotation, biological process: vesicle fusion; intracellular protein transport; vesicle-mediated transport. Bases 87 to 1154 code for a protein of 355 amino acids. Gene Ontology annotation, cellular component: SNARE complex; endomembrane system; membrane. NCBI's taxonomy places the organism in Eukaryota, Fungi, Ascomycota, Sordariomycetes, Sordariales, Chaetomiaceae.
AGCAGACACACGACGGCCCUGUCCCUCUCCCCUCGAACUCCGGUGCGGACUGAGGGGAUCGCUACUCCCCCCUUCCGGCGUCCGCCAUGUGGCGAGACCGGACAAACCUCUACAUUUCAUACCGACAGUCGUACGCCCACCAUCCGACCCAGCGCAGCCGGUAUGCGCCGUCCGGCGCGAGCGACCGCUUCGGCGGCGGCGCGGCGAGCACAGGGGUGCUGUUCUCGGCCGACGAGGACCGGCGGGGCUUGCUUUCCUCCGGUGCGUACGACGUGGACGACGGCGAUGCGGUGAUUGAGAUGGAUCUGCUGCCACCGCGGUGGGCCGACGUGUCGGACGAGGUUACGGAGCUGCUGGCCGGCAUCGCGAGCAAGAGUCAAAAGCUGGAACGACUGCACCAGAAACACGUCCUUCCAGGAUUCAACGACGAGGAGACGAAGAAGGCCGAGGAAGGCGAAAUCGAGCGGUUGACGCAGGACAUCACGCGCGGGUUUCACGAGUGCCGCCGGUGCAUCCAGCGCAUUGAGCAGAUGGUGCGCGAGGGCAAGGCGAAUGGCCAGAUGAGCCGGGCAGAUGAGACAAUGGCCAGGAAUAUCAAGGUCAACCUGGCAACGCGAGUCCAGGAAGCGAGCGCCAGCUUUCGCAAGAAGCAGAGCGCCUAUCUCAAAAAACUCCGGGACAUGAGCGGGCUUGCCAGUCCUCUUCCUCUUGAACGUAACUCCACCCCCUUGGCGGGUGGCAGCUACACCGACCCGUCGCUCUUGGAAUCCGACGCCGACCGGACCUACUCGGAAUCGGCUCUGCAGGCCGCGUCCCAUCAAAAGCUGCUGGCGUCCAACGACGCUGUCAUAUCACAGCGCGAACGGGAGAUUGAGGAUAUUGCUCAGGGCAUCAUUGAGCUGGCAGACCUCUUCCGGGACCUCCAGACCAUGGUCAUCGACCAGGGCACUAUGCUAGACCGGAUCGACUACAACGUGGAACGCAUGGCCAGCGAUGUCAAGGAAGCCGAGAAGGAGCUGAAAACGGCGGAAGGGUACCAGAAGAAGACGACCAAACGGAAGAUUAUCUUCCUUCUACUGUUGAUCAUUGCAGCAAUGAUCAUCUUGCUGAUCAUCAAGCCGAAGAAGCACAGGGCUCCCGAAGGCGAGAGCUAACACGGCUCGCCACCUGGCCCACGGAAACUCCGGCUCAGUCGCGGAUGUGGUGAAUGCGACUACCAUGCAUCUCCCCCUACCCACGAAGGGUUGAGACUCCGGGCGUGUAUAAAGGCGCUGUUUAAUAGAGAAGGAUUGGGCGCGAUUAGAGGGGGGCCGUGGCGUGAGGUUCUCGGUUUGAGCUCUUCUAUGUACACUAGGGCUUGAGACUAUGAGCGAUCGUCUUCAAAGGGCGUCUCACGCAUAUUUGUUUUCGUCU